AUGUCUCGAUUAAUUGUGAAGAAUCUACCUAAAAAUAUUACUGAAGAGCGUCUCUGUCAAAUUUUCAGUGUAAAGGGUCACAUCACAGAUUGCAGCUUAAAAUAUACCAAAGAGGGAGUGUUCCGUAAGUUUGCUUUUAUUGGUUACCGAAAUGAAGAAGAUUGCUCUUCGUCCAUCAAUUACUUCAACAACACCUAUAUUGACACCUCAAAAAUCCAGGUGAGCCAAGCUUUUAACUUUGGAGAUGAAAAUAAGCCUCGAUCAUGGAGCAAAUAUUCCAAAGACAGUUCUUCAUAUCAGAAUCAAUUUAUGAACGACAAAAUACUGCCAGUGAAAGAGAAAAAGGAUAAAGACAAAAAGAAGAAAGAUAAAGAAGAAAAAAUGAGGGAUAUUAUUGGAGACUUAUAUGAAGAUCCAGAGUUCUUAGAGUUUCUUGAAACACAGAAGAUAUCAGGAUCUGGUAACAAAAAACUUGUUUGUGCAAUAAUAUUGCUUUCAUAUAAACACAUUUUGGUGCUAACUAAAUGGGUCAUCCAUCUUUUUUUUUUCUUUCUUUUUUUCUUUCUUCUUUUUUUCUUUCUUUUUUCUUUCGUUUUUUUCUUUUUCUUUCUUUUUCUUCUUUUUUCUUUCUUUUUCUUUUUUCUUUCUUUCUUUUUUCUUUUCUUUUUUUCUUUUCUUUCUUUUUUUUUCUUUUUUUUCUUUUCUUUCUUUUUCUUUUCUUUCUUUUUUUUCUUUUUUUUUUUUUUUUUCUUUUUUCUUUUCUUUCUUUUUCUUUUCUUUCUUUUUCUUUUCUUUCUUUUUUUCUUUUCUUUUUCUUUUCUUUUCUUUUUUUCUUUUCUUUCUUUUCUUUUUUUUUUUUUUUCUUUUUCUUUUCUUUUUUUUUUCUUUUCUUUCUUUUUUCUUUUUUUCUUUUCUUUUUUUUUCUUUUCUUUCUUCUUUUUUUCUUUCUUUCUUUCUUUUCUUUCUUUUUUUUUUUUUCUUUUCUUUUUCUUUCUUCUUUCUUUUUUUCUUUUUCUUUUUUUUUUUUUUUUUUUUUUUCUUUUUUUUUUCUUUUCUUUUUUUCUUUUUUUUUUUUUUUUUUUUCUUUUUCUUUUCUUUCUUUUUUUCUUCUUUUUUUUUUUUCUGGAAAUAUUUUCACUACAUCAUGAAGCUGUUACUCAUGUUAAUCAAGAGGCUGAGUUUCAACCUGUCCGGCAUUCUGUACGUGUAAAAGGUUUAAUUGGUCGAUAUCACAGUGUUACUCUAACAGAAUUCUUCCAUCCUUUAAAAGUGAAAGUAGUAAAUAUUCCACAAGGACCUAAUCAUAGACGUUUGGGAAUUGCUUUUGUUGAAUUUUAUUCAAAAGAAGAUGUGAAAGAGGCUUUGAAAAAGCAUGAAGGAUUUAUUAAUGGACAUAAAGUGAGUGUCAAGAAAUGUAAAGGGAGCUGUGAUGAUGAUGAUGAUGAUACUUCUAAACCAUGGGAAAGAAAAAAUGUCCAACCAGAUGAAGAGGAAGAGGAUCUUGCUGAGUCUGGAAGAUUAUUUGUGCGGAACCUGUCCUACAGCAGUACAGAAGACGAUUUGGAAAAACUGUUUGGAAAAUAUGGUAGCUUGACUGAGGUUCAUCUCCCAGUAGAUUCUUUAACAAAAAGACCAAAAGGUUUUGCUUUUAUUACAUAUAUGAUUCCUGAGAAUGCCGUGACUGCAUACUCAGAAUUGGAUGGAUCAGCUUUCCAGGGUAGAAUGCUUCAUCUACUUCCCAGUCUGAUGAAGAAAGAAGAAGAAAGUAACAGAACUGGAAGAAUAAAAGGUUCAUCUUACCAAUUAAGUAAAUUGCAAAAACAGAAAGAACAGGCCAGCAGUUCUCACAAUUGGAACAGCUUAUUUCUGGGUGCUAAUGUGGUGGCUGACCUCAUGGCCGAGAAAUAUGGAGUGGACAAAAGUGAGAUUCUUGAUCCAGAAUCCAGAGAAAGCAUUGGUGUGCGUAUGGCAUUGGGUGAGACCCAGAUUGUGACAGAAACAAGAGAAUUUUUGAUUGAGAAUGGGGUCUGCUUGGACAGCUUUAGCCAAGCUGCAGCUCCCCGGAGCAAAACUGUGAUAUUAGUAAAAAAUCUUCCAGCUUCAACCAAACCUUCUGAAAUUUGUAAUGUAUUUUCAACUUAUGGCACUCUUGGUCGAGUAGUGCUUCCUCCUUCUGGAAUCACAGCAAUUGUAGAGUUCCUCUCUCAAUCAGAAGCCAAAAAAGCCUUUAAUAAUCUGGCUUAUACAAAGUUCUUACAUAUUCCACUGUAUUUAGAAUGGGCUCCAAUGGGAACAUUCACCAGCCCAACACGGUCAAAAGAAAAGUCUACAGAAACGAAUACAACAGAAGAAAAUAAAAAUUCAAAGAAAGAAAAUGAUGACUCUUCAGAUGGUGACAGUGAUAUUGAACCAGAAAGUGUCCUUUUUGUCAAAAACCUGAAUUUUGAUACAACCGAAACUGCACUGAAAGAAGUGUUUGAGCAAUCUGGUCCAAUCAGAAAUGUUAUUGUAGCUCGAAAGAAAGAUUUGAAAAACAAAGGUCAAAUGCUUUCUAUGGGUUAUGGAUUUGUGGAAUACAAACAAAGCCAGUCAGCACAUAAAGCUAUGAAAAAAUUACAACACAUAGAACUUGAUGGACAUCAACUUGAAAUUAAGAUUUCAAACAGAGUUUCUUUGCAAAACAAAGUUGAGGGCCAUAAGAAACAAGAAAAGAAAAAACAAAAAACUUCAAAGAUUUUAGUACGCAAUAUUCCAUUCCAGGCGACAAAGAAAGAAAUAAAGGAAUUAUUCAGUGUUUUUGGAGAACUGAAAAUUGUUCGUUUACCAAAGAAACUUGUUGGAACUGGACCUCAUCGAGGAUUUGGUUUUGUUGACUUUGUUAGCCGCCAUGAUGCCAAGAGAGCUUUCAAUGCUCUUUUGCCACAGCACACAUUUGUAUGGUCGCCGUUUGAUGAACUGCGUAAAAAGACUGCUGAACAUUUUUAUGAAGAAAUUCCUAAAAAGAAGUUCAAAAAGGCUAGUAUCAUGGCUGACUUAAAAGGGGAAAACUGA
Molecule: messenger RNA, 3051 nt
Organism: Acanthosepion pharaonis
Lineage: Eukaryota; Metazoa; Mollusca; Cephalopoda; Sepiida; Sepiidae
Source: the annotation of a GenBank genome assembly